ACAUUUGUAGUUUUUUUUUUAUUAUUGAAGGCGGAAUUUUCCUAACUUCCGCUUUCGGUCUGAAGGCGGGGGUGUGUUCCGGCAGCUGCUCGCGCCCCACCCUCUGUUGUUGUUUUUAAUAACAGUCGCGCACUGUGGCUCGUGCUGCUAUCAUCCCCGGAUUUCGGUGCCGCCGCCCGAGAGUUGGCUCGCCGCGCGCAUGCAGCAGAAUGGCUCGAGCGGUUCCAACGGUUCCAACGGUUCUUCUGACGGCGGCAGAGACCGGCAGCAGGCUCUGUCCUUCAGCCCGCUGCCCGCCGCUACGACACGGGUGAGGCGGUUCAUCCAGGAGAGACGGACGCUGCCUCUACCCAGAGUGAUGGUGGUUUUCUCGGCCGCGGGGGACACCGACAAACCGGGCGAUGCCAUGUCCAGCUCGGACUCCACUACUGCUGUGGAAGAUGAGUUCCGGAAGCCGGCCUCCCCGACACCGAGCUUCACCCUCAGCAAGCCGCUCCGCUCCUCGCUCAACACACCGGAGCAGGAGUUUCCGGAGGUCAUCUCGCUGAACGUUGGGGGCACGUACUUCACCACUCGCCUGUCCACGCUGCGGCGAUACGAGGACACCAUGUUGGCUGCCAUGUUCAGCGGGCGACACUACAUCCCACGUGAUGCUGAGGGACGCUACUUCAUCGAUCGGGAUGGCACAUAUUUCGGGGACAUUCUGAACUUCCUGCGAGAAGGGGAGCUUCCUCACAGGGAGCGGGUGCGAGCGGUGCACAGAGAGGCUCAGUACUACGCCCUCGGCCCGCUGCUAGACAGCCUGGAUGACACUCAGCCGCUCACAGGGGAGAAAGUUCGGCAAGCUUUCCUCGAUCUGAUGCCCUACUACAGAGACAAUCUGGAGCGUAUCGUGGAGAUUGCCAAACUGAGGGCCGUGCAGAAAAAAGCACGCUUUGCCAAGUUGAAGAUCUGCGUCUACAAGGAGGAGAUGCCCAUCACGCCGUACGAGCGCCCUCUUUUUAACUCUCUGCGUUUUGAGCGCUCGGACAGUGAGGCCAAGCUGUUCGAGCAUCACUGCGAGGUGGACGUUUCCUUCGGACCCUGGGAGGCGGUGGCGGACGUUUACGACCUGCUGCACUGCAUCGUCAGCGAUCUGGCGGAGCGCGGCAUCACCGCCGAGCAGCAGUGCAUCGGCGUCUGCGACAAGCAUCUUAUCAACCAUUACUACUGCAAGAGGCCCAUCUACGAGUUCAAGAUCACGUGGUGGUGAAGCUGGAGGGAGACAGUCGGGGCUGAUGGGACCAAAAAGCAAAAGGAGCGAUGUUCAAUUUUUACUAUAACUCGACCGAUAUUGGUUUUUGUAUUGAAGUUGCCAAUAUUUUGUGCUGAUAUCUUAAAAUGUGACCCUUUAAAACCCUGCUUCAACAUAUAAGUAUUCUGCUUUUGAAAAACCCUCUGAAGCAAACAAAUGACAGCGAGAUGAAACUAAUGCUGUCAAUGAUCGUGAGUCUAAAACAGCUUCAACACAAACUGAACAUCAUAACUUUGCAGAACUGCUUUAGUGUUCUCUAAGUGUGCUAAAUAACGUUUUGCUUCGGAGUGUUUUGCACUGUAAGUUGUGCGGCAGGGGAGAAACAUUAACGAAGGAUUAGAGCUGCAGAAAUGUGCAAAACAUCUAAAGUCUGAGAUGUUUGUCGCAUCAGGAGUGGGUGACCUUCCUUCUAAUUUAAAAGCCAAUUCUGCCCAUCGUCCUAAAUGUAUUAUUAUUUAAUUUAAUACAUUUAGUCGUUCCUAGUUUUGCCCUGAUCUUAAUUGAUAUGUGAUCUCACCAUCUUUCCAGAUCAAAGAAAUUACCUUGUAGUAAAUAUUGAAUAUUGUAAGUAGGUAAAGUCUGAAGUCAAAUCUGUAUUUUUUAGAUUUUAAGUUUAGUUUUAGGAUGCAGAUUAACUGUGAGCCUGUUCCUUUUUUUGGAUAAACAGAGUAUAUUUUACUUAUGCAACCUCCUGAGGAGCGUGUUUUUAAAGAUGUGAGAGAGGUCGGGUGGUAUCCAUUUAGUCAGUCUUCACAUUUUACUCGGUUAUUGAAGUUGUUGCACAUUAUGCAAAGUUUUCAGAUGAAAUACAGUCGUUUACACAUUUGUUCAUUGUUUAGUUAGAACAUGUAUAUUUAUUAUUGUCACUGUCACAGAGAUAAUCAAUAAUUAUUCUUAUUUAAUGUCACUUUCACCUUUUUCCACAUUACGACAUUAUGAAAUCCACCGAAGCUGCGAUAUAGAGUCAGAGAUAAGUUCGAUGUUAUUUCCUACUGUACUUGAUAAUGAAGCACUUUGUGAUUGUAACCAAUAAAUUAUUUAUUAUUAUUUAUUUUUUACCUCAAGUGAGAGUAUCAAACAAACAAAGAUGGCAAGCAGCAGCGCCGGCACCAGAUGAUUCAGAACACGGUUACUUUGUUGUACUUUGAUGCAACACUAAUCUCUGUUUACAAUAUUAUGUUUGCAAUUGUUUUAAUUGUUAUUCAUCUGUUUCUGUUAGCUUCUAGGAAGCUAUAGUUCGAAAGUAUUAUUUCUGUUUUGUUUGUUUGCAGUGAAAAAGAAAUGUCUUUUCUAUUAGUUAUGGUAAAAGUAAAAGAGAACUGCUAAA
Cottoperca gobio is the source of this 2621-nucleotide messenger RNA. RefSeq names its product potassium channel tetramerization domain containing 7 (gene kctd7). Gene Ontology annotation, molecular function: protein binding. Bases 200 to 1252 code for a protein of 350 amino acids. The record is from RefSeq and is a predicted model, not a curated record. Lineage: Eukaryota; Metazoa; Chordata; Actinopteri; Perciformes; Bovichtidae. Gene Ontology annotation, cellular component: plasma membrane. Gene Ontology annotation, biological process: membrane hyperpolarization; positive regulation of transporter activity; protein homooligomerization. The transcript is spliced from 4 exons.